UGCAUCAGCCAGUCGAUGGUGGCGCCCGCCGUCAAGGCGCUGCACCGCUCCGUCUACUCGCUCGCGCGCUACCGCGACCUGCGCGGCGAGUGGCGCGUCUCCGUCGACAUCGAGAGGGACGGCCGCGUGACGGUGCGGCACGACAAGUGGGAGCAGGCCGCCGACGCCAGCCCCCUCGCCUUCUUCAAGUUCCGGUGGUGCCUCGCCCUCACCUUCGACGCGCGGGUGGCCUCGAUGCUCGCCGCCACGGUCUCUGUGGUCGACUUCGCCUUUGGGCCCCGCACCGAGCCGGAGCAGGAGCGGCGCGUCCGCGCGCUGCUCCGCCCCUGGCUCGCCCCCGGCGUGCCCUACCAGCACGUGUGGGCGUCGCUCGACCCGGCGCUCAAACCUCGACGCAUGUAGGAACCCUUCCUCGAGUACUCGUCGUCGAUGUAUAGUCGAGCCGCCCGAGCCCCCGCCCCCCCCCGGGCGUGCUAGCAUUCGGCUACUCUCAGCGGGGAGGGAGGCAGCGGCCGGGCAGCAAAGUAGCAAUGCCCAGAUAUUCCGUCUACUCUAUCGAUCUCUCACCGCUCUUUCACGUUUCAGAGAGCGGUCGUGUUUUCCCAGAGUGACGCAGUGUGUAGUGUGGGCGUGGUGAGAGCUGAGUGGCUGAGUGUGUGAGAGCUGACGCGCGCGCUCGCCGCCCCAUUCCAUGCCAUGUGAUGAGGUUUUCGUUUUACGUAUAACGUAAUUUGCCAU
This is a messenger RNA of Emiliania huxleyi CCMP1516, 738 nucleotides long. RefSeq lists its product as hypothetical. The annotation marks the transcript as partial. Lineage: Eukaryota; Haptophyta; Isochrysidales; Noelaerhabdaceae. The transcript has a single exon. The record is from RefSeq and is a predicted model, not a curated record.